Aspergillus sclerotioniger CBS 115572 is the source of this 357-nucleotide messenger RNA. RefSeq lists its product as uncharacterized. Lineage: Eukaryota; Fungi; Ascomycota; Eurotiomycetes; Eurotiales; Aspergillaceae. The transcript has a single exon. The record is from RefSeq and is a predicted model, not a curated record. The annotation marks the transcript as partial.
CAUGAUGACUGCUUCGGUGGGAUGUGCAGAGCUCCAGGUGGCGCUAUCCUGGUACCGCAGAGCCUCGCAUCUUCGAAGGGAGAUACGUCCAAUGAAUACCUUAAGGCCGCUAAGCUAGCAUUUUCCGGCGAUGCUGACGGAUACAAGGAGACACUCAGGAGCAUAAACCUCAAGAAGACAGGGCAUAUGCGAAAGGAUAUACUAGGUACCACGGUGUCAGGCAGUGCACGGCUGAUAAUCGUUCCUCAGGUGCAGUUUCUCGUGGGGAAUAUAGCCCUACCUCGGAACAUAGCGCGGCUCAUGCGUGUCCCCGUCAGAUCAAGUGACCCAAGCACUGGAAAAUUUACUAAUACUAUU